AUGGCUCCGCAGCGAGGAUCGAAGAAGCCUGUCACUACGCUCGUUUCCAUGCUGCCCAAGACCACCUACAAUGAAACAGACGAGGCAGAGGGUACCGUAAGAAGCCUGGCGUAUAUCAGAAUACAGCUCCAACUGCUGCAGUGGUUAGGCCUUCAUGCAUCCGAUACACUCACUGUCCGACAAGCUUACUACUGGACGGAAAAUAUAGCGGAAGACAAGCAUCCACAAGCCAAAGAUGCACUACGCCUAUGCUACUACAUGCGUUCUCAGGGCUUCGACACUUAUGCAAAAUUCCAGAAAAGCAAAAUGAGCCUAUAUAUAGCCAGUCAGCCUACUGAAGUUACAAGUCCGAAGUCCGAUCGGCUAUAUUGGUGCCAGGAUCAUUUGACCAACGAGGUCGUUCACGAACUAGGUACCGUACCUGUAUCCUCUGGAGCUCGGGGAGGAAGACGCAACGCUUUCUCAUUGGACUCCACUCAACACGCAAUCCAGAGGCUCCAAGCUACCGUGGAUGCAGUUAUCGCAGCAGGCACUGAUAUUGCUCGAGCGCAAUCCAGAAAUACCCUUGCUGCUGCCGCCGGCCAAGAUGAACAUGGAGAAGACACAGGGGAUAACGCCGGUACUGUGUCGGAAGGUAACGCAGGACGAGAGAACGAAAACGACCAACCGACCAUGGGCUCUCUUGCAGCACGCAUCGCUGUUGCAAGAGCAGAUUUGGAGACUUUGCUAUUCUCUGAUCCUCCUGACACAGGUGCCAUUGCCGCUGCUAUCGCACGUGUGGCAGAGCUAAACAGCCAGGAGAACUAG
Messenger RNA from Alternaria burnsii, 807 nucleotides. RefSeq lists its product as uncharacterized. The coding region runs from base 1 to 807 and encodes 268 amino acids. NCBI's taxonomy places the organism in Eukaryota, Fungi, Ascomycota, Dothideomycetes, Pleosporales, Pleosporaceae. The record is from RefSeq and is a predicted model, not a curated record. The transcript has 2 exons.